Molecule: messenger RNA, 396 nt
Organism: Ostertagia ostertagi
Lineage: Eukaryota; Metazoa; Nematoda; Chromadorea; Rhabditida; Trichostrongylidae
Source: the annotation of a GenBank genome assembly
AUGCGAUCCCUAUCACUUCUCGCCGUUUUGGCCACAUGCUGCCUAUCCGUUUGGGCUAAAAUGCAAAAUGUGACCGUCAAGGGUAUCACUGUGUGCGAUAAGAAGCCCAUGAAAAACGUCCACGUCGAGCUCUAUGAACAUGACAUAUUGGACCCCAACGACCUGCUGGCAGACACGCACACAAACUCUUCAGGCGAGUUCAAAAUUUACGGAGAGGAAGAUGAGAUAGGCAGCAUCGAACCAUUCAUUCGUCUCACACACGACUGUAAGGUGUCAAAACCGGGUUGCCAGCGCAUCGCUGAUUACGUUGUGCCAAAAGACAAAAUAGAUGGAGUCUACGAUAUGUCUCACGUAGCGCUCGACAUCGUUGUUCAAGGAGAGAAGGAAAAGUGCUAG